Messenger RNA from Sinocyclocheilus rhinocerous, 2283 nucleotides. Its product is annotated as solute carrier family 45 member 3. Lineage: Eukaryota; Metazoa; Chordata; Actinopteri; Cypriniformes; Cyprinidae. The transcript has 6 exons. The record is from RefSeq and is a predicted model, not a curated record. Gene Ontology annotation, molecular function: sucrose:proton symporter activity. Gene Ontology annotation, cellular component: membrane. Gene Ontology annotation, biological process: transmembrane transport. The coding region runs from base 321 to 1982 and encodes 553 amino acids.
GUCCGAGCAGUGAUUCAUGCCUUUUUCCCCGAUAAUUUCGGCACGUCACUGAGUCCUUCCGACAAAGUUGGGAAACAGCGGAGCGUCCGUGGAAGCGAGCGGACACACGAGAGCCGCGUCUGGAAGAUCAAGUAUGCUGAAGACACAAUGGAUCCCCUAGUUCAUCUGAGCCCGCUGAGAGUCCGAAUCUCUGCUCUCCCGCACCCCACGCGCCCACCUCGUCCCUGGGCACCUGACCCUGCGCCUUUCGCCUUCUCCUGGAGGAGUGAGUAGAGUUUUCACACCGACACACGGGAGAAAGUUACCCUUCCUGUGUAAGUAUGACUGCAUGGAGGUCUCAGUGGCGUCUGGUCCUGCUCAACUCGCUGACGUGUGGCCUAGAGAUCUGCGUGGCGGCUGGGAUCACCUAUGUGCCCCCUCUGUUGCUGGAGGCCGGAGUGGAGGAACAGUACAUGACGAUGGUUUUAGGUAUUGGACCUGUCCUGGGACUUGUCUUCAUCCCCCUAAUUGGCUCAGCCAGCGAUCACUGCAACAGUAGCUACGGCCGACGGCGACCCUUCAUAUGGCUGCUGUCGUUGGGAGUUCUCCUUGCCCUUUUUAUCAUACCACAUGCUGACGUGUUGGCCGCCAACCUGAGCUGGGGCAGCACCCGCCGCAACCAGGCUCUCCAGGUGGGCCUGCUCAUCCUAGGCGUGGGCCUAUUGGACUUCUGCGGACAGGUGUGCUUUACGCCACUGGAGGCGUUACUCUCGGACCUCUACCGUGAACGUGAUGACUGUGGACAGGCUUUCGCUAUGUUCUCCUUCAUGGUAAGCCUUGGAGGUUGCGUAGGCUAUUUGCUACCCGCCCUUGACUGGAGCGGAGGGCUCCUUUCCUUCUACCUGGGUGGUCAGGCUGAGUGCUUGUUCUCCCUCCUCAUCCUCAUCUUCAUGGUCAGCAUGUUAGUGACCAUGAAAGUGUCUGAGGAGCCCUCGUCCACCCUGGAACCGGGGCCGUCGGAGCCCGGACAGUGUUUUCCACGCUCGUGCUGCUAUCUGUUUCAGUGUAAGCUGCGGGCUCUGAAGUCCGGCCCGCUCAUGUGCCUGCUGAGGACUUGCUGGUCCAUGACACCGGCCAUUUAUCGCAGCUACUGCCACGUGCCGCAUGUCAUGCGACAACUGUGUUUGGCGCAGCUCUGCAGCUGGAUGGGUGUCAUGUCCUUCAUGCUGUUCUACACAGAUUUUGUCGGCGAGGGAUUGUACGAAGGAGUUCCCAGCGCCGCUCCGGGUACCGUUCUCAGGCAGCGCUAUGAUGAAGGUAUCCGUAUGGGCAGCCUGGGCCUGUUCCUGCAGUGUGCUACCUCAACCUUCUUCUCGCUGGUCAUGAGCAGACUAGUGUGUCUCUUUGGGUCCAGGACGGUCUAUCUGAGCAGCAUGGUGUGCUUCACCAUCUCCGCUCUGGUCAUCUGCUUGUCUAAGAGCGUUCUGUUGGUCACAGCUAUGUCUGCCCUAACUGGCUUUGCCUAUGCCACACUGCAGACACUGCCUUACACGCUUACCUGCCACUACCACAAAGAAAAAGAGGUGUACAUGCAAAACAGCAAAACCAAAAAAACGCACUCAAAUGGAUGCACCAUCACAAGGGAUUCUGUUUGUCUGAUACUAGACAACGGCCCUGGAGAUCUCAACCACAAGAGUGGCAUUUCCAAUGGGCAUGUUCCUUACAGUAGAGAUGAACCAGACAAUUACCCAUCUCUCCAUCAGAACGGUGCCCCCCUUGGUCUGGAGUCAGAGGAUUUUGAGAAACGUGGGGUGGGACUAGACUUUGCCAUUCUGGACAGCACCUUCCUUCUCUCUCAGGUCUUCCCUACCCUCUUCAUGGGCAUGAUCGUCCAGUUCACAGAGUCCGUCACCGCGUACAUCGCCUCCUCUGCCAUCUUUGGUGCCAUUGGCAUCUAUUUCGCCACCCACAUCAUCUUUGACCAAAGGGCCCCCGGAAGCUGAAAGAAGCAGUAAUCAUGUCAUGUUUGCUUUGAGGAUGAAUUGUGCUUUCUCAGAUCUCUAUGGGACCAAUGGACACAUCAAACUGGACUUGAUGUAAUUCCUGUUGUGUUUUAAAGACUUUUUGUAAAGAACUAUUUUAUUGUGUAUAUAUAUUUUUAUAUUGAUAAUAUAUACAUAUAUGUAUAUCCCUAUGGGAAUUUUUAUGCAACCCGUUUUGGCGAGGUCUGUAUUUAUGUAGUACUUUAAAGGGGUCAUAUGAUGUUGCUAAAAAGAACAUUAUUUUGUGUAUUUGGUGUAAUGA